AUGCCAGCAGUAACAGAGUGCAGCUCUGGCAAUGAUUCAGAGUUCUCAUCAGAAUCUGAUUCAGAUAGCUCAGAUGCAGAGCUCAUCCAGGUCCACACUGCACUUGCUCUAGAUGUGAUGUCUCAAGAUCUGUGCAAGGCCCUUGAGGUCUCGCAGAGGCUAUUGCUCAACUUGCGUGGUAAAUACCGCGAGACCAUGAAGAAGAAUGUGCUCCUUGAGGCUGUGGUACCUAAAGGCUGCAAGCAAUGCAACCUUACUUCAAAUGAACUUGCAAUGGCAGCCAAGGAAGAUACAAUACAAGCUCUUGGGAGGAAAUACUCAAUAACCCACUGCCUUUGGAUCAACAUUGAACUUUUCCUGCUGUCAGUGCACACCUGUCCAGACAUUGACCUCAAUAGCAAGAAGCAUUGGCUUACAGGAGUCUCAAUGGAGGAUGGUGUGAGGGCUGAGCUCUUCAAGUUCAUUCCUGAAGAAGAAUGUGAAUUGAUGAGCUAUCAAAACUUUGGAUCUCAGUUUGGGAGGGGUGUCAGCAAUGCUCAUUCCAAGAUGGCAUCUGACAUCAAGUCAUGUCCAGGUGCCAUCUUUGGUUUCAAUGCAAGUAUCUUCAUAUGGGGCUACAAACAAAAUGAAGACCCUGACUGUUGCCCUCUUCUACUGAGUCCCCAUGGAGAGUACACAAAGUUUGCACCUGUGCUGUUUCCUAUACCUGAUAAGCUGGUCUUGAAAGUAUCACUCUUUGGCAAGUCGUUGUUGGCACCCACAGGUGCUGCAUCUUCUAGGAUGAAAGCCAAGAUCUGGAAAUUGCAAGCUAUAACACCAGGUAUGAUUGCUACUGCUGCUGUCAUGUCAUUAGGGUCAUUGAUAGUAUUCUCAUACAAGGCAAUAUUCCUACUCUCUGGCAAUGCAGAACUCACCAAAAUUGGUGAAACUACAAAGAUUCCUUACCACGAAUACCACAACUUCUACCGUCAGCAUCUACUGACUGGAGGUGCAUGGGCACACCAGGUCAUUACAUUCUUCAAUGAUGCUCUUUUCUCAGGAACUUCAUCUUAUGUUCCCCCUUCUUCUGCUCUCAAUGAUGAUGGACUGAGCCACACAUGGGAAGAAGACUUCGACCAUGCAAUAGAACAAGGACUAGAAAGACCAGUUGUUGAUGAGAAUCUGAACCUCCAAUAA
Molecule: messenger RNA, 1176 nt
Organism: Suillus subaureus
Lineage: Eukaryota; Fungi; Basidiomycota; Agaricomycetes; Boletales; Suillaceae
Exons: 5
Coding region: 1-1176 (391 amino acids)
Source: RefSeq, a predicted model, not a curated record